CUAACUAUCUACAAUUUGCCUCCUUGGUUAUGCAUGAAGUCUAGAUACAUUAUGUUGUCCCUUCUAAUAUCUGGGCCUAAACAACCUGGAAAUGACAUUGAUGUGUAUCUAGCGCCUCUCAUUGAAGAUUUGAAAUUGUUGUGGAAUGAAGGUGUCCAAAUGUUUGAUGCAUAUAGUAAAACCAAUUUCACUUUACGUGCCAUGAUUUUUUGUACGAUAAAUGACUUCCCAGCUUAUGGGAAUUUGUCGGGGUACACUGUGAAGGGAAGAACUCCUUGCCCCAUUUGUGAAGAUGAUCCAUUUGCAAACAUACAGGAACCGGUUCCUUGUCGGCUAUCAUUGUUGAAAAAUGACUCUGAGAAAGUCAUUGUAGCUGAAGGUACAUAUCAUCCGGAGUUAAUCCUUGAUCAUCAUAGUAACCUCAUUCCGGAUCACGUGAGGGUGAGUGUUGAUGAUUUUUUUGACGAGUUCAAAGAAUUCUCGGUUCCAGUUCCUUCUUCAGUCAUCAAGAAACUUAAGCAUGCUCACAGUACAUUUACCCAAUGGCCGAAAGACUUGGUUUCACUCAUGCAUGACAAGGAAUUCAUAUCAAAUAAGAACAAUGGUAACAACAAAGCGGCCAAAGAAAACAUGCAAGACAAACUGAAAGUAGUUGAAAGUGGUCGCGAAACAAAAGAGUCCAACACCAAUCCAAAAAAAGUUUUUCUUAUGGAUUAUGCUUUGGAAAACUUGUCUCAGAAGUGUGGGUCUUUGAAUAGUUUGUUAUCUUCAUUACCCGAAGGUGAAACUAUUAAGGUUAAGGCUGAUGCUUGGACCUUUAGUUAUGAAGACAAUAAGGACAUCAUUAUUAAACGUGAAGAUGUCAAUCAACUUCUCAUAGGAGCUUGGCUGAAUAUUUCAGUUUUGCAAGUGUUUAUGAUGGCCUUGAGUGACUUACUCGAUACGGAGGAAGUGGCUUCCAUUGGAUUCAUGUGUCCGGAAAUGAUUUCAGAAACCUAUUUGCAUAGUGAUGCUGAUCGUAUCCUACUAUACAUGACACAUGUGAUGGAAAAACAAAAAUCUAAGCAAUUCAUCUUAUGCCCAUACCAUGAAAAGAAUCAUUGGGUUCUUUUAGUCUUAUGCAUGGCUAAGCGUGAAGUCAUCAUCUUUGAUUCUUUGAGGCAGAAGCGAAAUUUAGCAAUUAAGUUUGCAAUGACAAAUGCUUUUCGAAGUUUUAAGGCAUUAAGUGGAAAAUCUAGGGGAAGUAAAUUGACAUGGCAUUUGGGACAGUGUCCUCAACAAUUGGGUGGACGUGAGUGUGGCUACUACGUCAUGCGUUAUAUGUACGAAAUACUUAACAUCACCAUAGCAGUGAAGAUCUUAUUCAGGUAUGAGUUGUCAAAUAUUUCAUUUUUGUUUGAUAAAUACAAUUUGAUGUUAGCUACAAUCUUGAAUUAAAACUUUCCUCUUGUAUAUUUGUUGUGUUGAUAGAAUUUUUCAAGAACUACACCUUACACCGAGGAGGAGAUAAAUGAGAUCCGAGAUAUUUGGGCAGAGUAUUUUAUAUGUAAUGUUGAACUUUAGAUUUACCACUUAGCGCAUGUUUGACUCUUGUUUUGGAUUAUAGGCUUGAAAUGAAGUAAUUUGGUUAAUUGGUGUUGGGAUGAUGAGUAUAAUGUCUAUGAUAUUGAGAUGUAAAUUAUUGGACAGGUUGUUAAUAUAAUGCCGUCAUUCCCAAUUUUAUGGGUAGGCCAAAUGACAAAGGAGACUCUGCCAAAAUUUACAUUUGCAUUAUUCAAUAAUAUUGCAUUUUAAUUUCAA
Molecule: messenger RNA, 1800 nt
Organism: Chenopodium quinoa (quinoa)
Lineage: Eukaryota; Viridiplantae; Streptophyta; Magnoliopsida; Caryophyllales; Amaranthaceae
Exons: 7
Coding region: 34-1437 (467 amino acids)
Biological process (GO): proteolysis
Molecular function (GO): cysteine-type peptidase activity; deNEDDylase activity
Source: RefSeq, a predicted model, not a curated record